Arabis nemorensis is the source of this 3546-nucleotide messenger RNA. The record is from the annotation of a GenBank genome assembly. NCBI's taxonomy places the organism in Eukaryota, Viridiplantae, Streptophyta, Magnoliopsida, Brassicales, Brassicaceae.
AUGGCCACGGGACAGCUAUUUUCACGCAACACGCAAGCCUUGUUCUACAACUACAAGCAGCUUCCGAUUCAGCGGAUGCUUGAUUUUGAUUUCCUCUGUGGUCGAGAAACUCCYUCUGUUGCUGGUAUCAUUAAUCCAGGUUCCGAGGGAUUCCAAAAGCUAUUUUUUGGUCAGGAGGAAAUCGCCAUCCCUGUCCAUGCUGCCAUUGAGGCGGCAUGCGCUGCGCAUCCCACAGCGGAUGUAUUCAUCAACUUCGCAUCGUUUAGAAGUGCUGCUGCUUCGUCCAUGGCUGCUUUGAAGCAGCCAACUAUUAAGGUGGUAGCCAUAAUAGCAGAAGGUGUUCCAGAGUCAGACACUAAACAGUUGAUUGCUUACGCUCGUGCUAACAAUAAGGUUAUUAUUGGACCAGCUACUGUUGGAGGUAUUCAAGCUGGAGCCUUUAAAAUUGGUGAUACUGCUGGAACAAUUGACAAUAUCAUCCAGUGCAAGUUGUACAGGCCCGGAUCUGUUGGCUUUGUCUCGAAAUCUGGUGGCAUGUCUAAUGAAAUGUACAAUACCAUUGCUCGUGUGACAGAUGGGAUCUAUGAAGGCAUUGCUAUUGGUGGGGAUGUGUUCCCUGGCUCCACUUUAUCUGACCACAUUCUGCGGUUUAACAACAUCCCACAGAUUAAGAUGGUGGUUGUACUUGGAGAGCUUGGAGGAAGAGAUGAAUAUUCUCUAGUUGAAGCUUUGAAACAAGGAAAAGUCACCAAACCAGUGGUUGCUUGGGUCAGUGGGACUUGUGCACGUCUGUUCAAGUCCGAAGUACAAUUUGGUCAUGCAGGAGCCAAAAGUGGGGGAGAGAUGGAGUCUGCACAAGCCAAGAAUCAAGCGCUCCAAGAUGCAGGAGCUAUUGUACCCACUUCAUUCGAAGCCCUAGAAUCUGCAAUCAAGGAAACUUUUGACACAUUGGUUGAAGAAGGAAAGGUCUCUCCUAUCAAGGAAGUCACUCCUCCACAAAUCCCCGAAGAUCUCAGCUCUGCAAUUAAGAGUGGGAAAGUCCGGGCUCCUACUCACAUCAUCUCCACCAUCUCUGAUGACAGAGGGGAUGAACCAUGCUAUGCUGGUGUGCCAAUGUCUUCCAUCAUUGAACAAGGUUAUGGUAUGGGAGAUGUCAUUUCUCUCCUAUGGUUCAAACGCAGUCUUCCCCGUUAUUGUACCAAGUUCAUUGAGAUAUGCAUCAUGUUGUGUGCUGACCAUGGUCCAUGCGUCUCGGGAGCUCACAACACCAUCGUAACAGCAAGAGCAGGAAAAGACCUUGUCUCAAGUCUUGUAUCAGGUCUAUUAACAAUUGGUCCUAGAUUUGGUGGUGCCAUUGAUGACGCAGCACGAUACUUCAAGGACGCUUGUGACAGGAGUCUCACGCCUUACGAAUUUGUGGAAGGCAUGAAGAAGAAGGGAAUCCGUGUCCCUGGGAUUGGUCACAGGAUCAAGAGUAGUGACAACAGAGACAAAAGAGUGGAACUGCUUCAGAAAUUCGCACGGUCUAACUUCCCUUCAGUGAAGUACAUGGAAUAUGCAGUCCAAGUAGAGACAUACACACUCUCGAAAGCCAAUAACCUCGUACUCAAUGUAGAUGGAGCCAUUGGAUCUCUGUUCUUGGACCUUCUCGCUGGAAGUGGGAUGUUCACUAAGCAAGAGAUUGACGAGAUCGUCCAGAUCGGUUAUCUGAAUGGCCUCUUCGUCCUCGCUCGAUCCAUCGGUUUAAUCGGGCACACAUUCGACCAGAAGAGAUUGAAGCAGCCACUGUACAGACACCCAUGGGAAGAUGUCCUGUACACCAAGAAUGCCAUGUCGGAAAAGCUUUAUGGGUACACUGCUACAGAAGUAGUUGGGCAAAACCCAAUUAAUGUUAUGGUAGAUGAUGAGGAUGCUGCCUUUGCGAUGAAUGUUGCUCAACGUUGCGUCAAUGGAGAGAGCUGGACUGGCGUGUUUCCUAUCAAGAGCAAAUCAGGGAAGAAAAUUUCAACAGUCACUACGUGUUCCCCCUUCUAUGAUGAUGAUGGUUCUCUGGUUGGGAUCAUUUCUAUCACAAGUUACACAUCAGCGUAUAUGAACCCGAGAACCUCUUUGGAUAAAUUAAAGGCAGAAGAAGAAGGUGAAACGAGCUCUAUCCCUGCAAGGACUAGUUUUGCCUCUAAACUUGGUUUGGACUCCAAAGGAACUGUUAUAUCGAAACUUGGCCUCAACUCUGACCAGCCUAUACAAGUUGCUAUAGCAUCAAAGAUAUCAGAUCUGGCAUCCAAGGUGAGCAACAAGGUCAGGUCGAAAAUGCGAGCAGGUGAUAGUAGUGUCACACUCUCUGAGGGUGGCAGUGGGGAUAGUCAUCAUGGUGUCUUCGGUGCUACUCUCACUGACCACAGGGGCGAUGCAGCAUCAAGUGGUGCCAGCGCAUCAGGAGGGGAUGUUAUACACGCUCCAUUUGGUGUAUUCACAUAUAACGAUGAGAAGUUUCCUUCGAAGCGCAUCAAAGAUUCCAGUGAUGAGAUUGAUGGAAGGUCUACAAUCCGUAAGGGUCUCACCUCAAAAGCAGAAGAAUGGAUGGUAAAGAAAGGUAUGCCAUGGUCAUGGAAAGGGAAUGAACAGGAACGUUCAAAAGGAAGGCCUACACAUUCUGGUUUUAAGUCUGAAAGCCAUGCCUCUGAAAGUAAUAACGAGGAUUCUAGUCUGUGGUCUUCUUCUAUAAAUGCGGACAGCACAAACAGCGGAAGUACCAGCAGCAGUGUUAUUAACAAGGUUGAUACAGAUAGUGAUUGCUUGGAAUAUGAAAUUUUAUGGGAUGAUUUGACGAUCGGAGAACAAAUUGGACAAGGCUCAUGUGGAACUGUCUAUCAUGGUCUGUGGUUUGGAUCUGAUGUAGCUGUAAAAGUGUUCUCCAAACAAGAGUAUUCAGAAGAUGUCAUGCAAUCUUUUAGACAAGAGGUAUUGUUAAUGAAAAGACUUAGACAUCCAAACGUUCUGCUGUUUAUGGGAGCUGUGACUUCGCCUCAGCGUCUCUGUAUAGUUUCAGAGUUCCUUCCACGUGGAAGUCUCUUCCGUCUACUGCAGAGAAGUUCGUCAAAACUGGAUUGGAGACGGCGUAUCCAGAUGGCCUUGGACAUUGCUCGCGGUAUGAAUUAUCUUCACCGUUGUAGUCCACCCAUCAUCCAUCGUGAUCUGAAGUCGUCAAAUUUGCUGGUAGAUAAGAACUGGACCGUUAAGGUAGCUGACUUUGGUCUUUCACGUAUCAAGCACGAGACAUACCUAACCACCAAGUCCGGAAAGGGAACGCCUCAAUGGAUGGCUCCAGAAGUUCUUCGAAAUGAGUCUGCCGAUGAGAAGUCUGACAUUUACAGCUUUGGUGUGGUACUAUGGGAGCUUGCGACAGAGAAGAUCCCAUGGGGAACUCUAAACUGUAUGCAGGUGAUCGGAGCGGUGGGGUUCAUGAACCAGAGGUUGGAAAUUCCAAAGGACAUUGAUCCUUGUUGGAUCUCAUUAGUAGAGAGCUGUUGGCACAGUUCUCCUUGA